AAACCGUGAGUCACGUCAAGACUCGCUCGAGCGCCGGUGUUGGUUUCGUUGCUGUACGUCACGAAUCCUCAUAUUUAUUCAGCGAGGAGGCAGCGGCAUCGACUAAACUGGCUGCUUCUGGUUUCAAGACACAUAAAUACAAAGCGAGACGCUGCGAAUAUACAAAGAACAGAGGAUUCCUCUCCGCUUUACGCUGAAGACGACAAAGUCCGAUUCCCUAGAAGAAGAGUUUGGACGGCAUGCAAAGUUGUGAAAUAUCUUCAGACAGCACUGAUGAUCCUCUUAGUAGUGCCUUACACAGAAAACGACAACCGCAAAUAGUAGUAAUUGGGGCGGGCUUGGCCGGCCUUGUCACCACCAAAACCCUCUUGGAGAGGGGCUUCACCAAUGUCACGGUUCUAGAAGCCUCAGACCGUAUCGGAGGCAGAGUGCAAAGCAUACAGCACGGUAAAACUACUUUGGAACUUGGAGCAACCUGGAUUCAUGGGGCAAAUGGGAACCCCAUCUACCACCUGGCUGAGGACAAUGGGCUGCUGGAACACACAACAGAGGAGGAGAGGAGUGUGGGCCGCAUCAGCCUCUACACCAAGAAUGGUGUGGCCCACUACCAGACCAACAAUGGCAAGCGGAUCCCAAAGGAUCUGGUGGAGGAGUUCAGUGAUCUGUACAAUGAGGUGUACGAGCUGACUCAGGAGUUCUUCCAGAAUGGAAAGCCUGUGGGAGCUGAGAGUCAAAACAGUGUGGGGAUCUUCACACGAGAUGUGGUGCGCAAGAAGAUCAUGCUUGAUCCCUAUGACUCAGAAAGCACCAAGAAACUCAAGUUAUCUAUGCUACAACAGUACCUCAAGGUGGAGAGCUGUGAAAGCAGUUCCCCCAGCAUGGAUGAAGUGUCUUUAAGUGAGUUUGGUGAGUGGACCGAGAUUCCCGGCGCUCACCAUGUCAUUCCUGCUGGUUUCAUUAAAAUCGUUGAGAUCCUGGCUCAGGACAUCCCAAGUCGUGUCCUCCGCUUCAGCAAGCCUGUCCGCCGCAUCCACUGGAACUGCAGCUCCCAUGAUACAGAGGAAAUUGUAGACCAGGUUGACCAUAACCAGGACCAACGGCCCAGCCAUUCUCCGGUCUGUGUGGAGUGCGAAGACGGCGAGUGUCUGCUGGCAGACCAUGUGAUCAUAACGGCCUCUCUUGGGGUUCUGAAGAAAGCUCAUGAGACUCUCUUCUCCCCAGGACUGCCGCUAGACAAGUCACAGGCCAUCCAGAAACUGGGCAUUAGUACUACCGACAAGAUCUUUCUGGAGUUUGCGGAGCCCUUCUGGAGCCCUGAGUGCAACAGCAUUCAGUUUGUGUGGGAGGAUGAUGCACAACUGGAGAGGCAGGCAUACCCAGAAGAGCUGUGGUACAGAAAGAUCUGCAGCUUUGAUGUGCUGUAUCCACCUGAACGCUAUGGCCACAUGCUGAGUGGCUGGAUCUGCGGAGAAGAGGCCCUGCGCAUGGAAAGAUGUGACGACGAGACUGUGGCGGAGAUAUGCACCGAACUACUGCGUCAGUUUACAGGGAACCAGAAUAUUCCGAAACCAAGGCGAAUCCUGCGCUCCUCGUGGGGCAGUAAUCCUUAUAUCCGGGGUUCUUACUCUUUCACUCAAGUUGGCUCCAGCGGCAGAGAUGUGGAGAAGCUAGCGGAGCCCUUGCCUUAUAUUAAGAACACUAAGGCUCCGCCACUACAGGUAUUGUUUGCUGGGGAAGCCACCCAUAGAAAAUACUAUUCCACUACCCAUGGUGCUUUGUUGUCAGGGCAGAGGGAGGCCAACCGCUUAAUCGAGUUGUACCAGUACUCCUUCGGUGAAGAAACCACAAAGCCUAACGUUUAAAAUAAUUGCAACAAAAACAAGAACCACUUACUAGUGACAAAAACAAUUGUGUUAUGUGCUAUCUGUAUUACAAAUAAUGAAAUUAUGUAUGAAAACCUAGUAGGGGCAUUAAACUAAUAACAAUAAAUCCUCUUUAUACUGUACUUAGAUUAGCAUUCUGUAGAUUUUACUUGAGAUGUACUGUACAAGGCAGCCAUGUGGCACUUUCUCUAGUCCUUAUUUUUUCUUAUCAUUUUUAAUCCAUGUUAAACAUGUUUCUAUAAUUUAAUUUUUUUUUGUAAGUGCCUUCUGUAUUUAAUGUUGUCUUUAAAAAUUUAACAAAAAAAAUUGUUUUCUUCCUUUCCAAGUCUGUUUCAGCUUAUUAUUCAAAUGCCUUUUUUUCUUCUUCUCUUACAAAAAUAUAUUUCGUUGAAAUACAGUGAUUGACCUAA
Messenger RNA from Cyprinus carpio (common carp), 2293 nucleotides. Its product is annotated as spermine oxidase-like. Gene Ontology annotation, molecular function: polyamine oxidase activity. Lineage: Eukaryota; Metazoa; Chordata; Actinopteri; Cypriniformes; Cyprinidae. The record is from RefSeq and is a predicted model, not a curated record.